AUGGACCCUCUCUCCAACACCACGGGAUUCAUCCCCUGGGAGCAGCUGAGCUGCCCAAUGGCUCUGCUCAAUGUCGGAACCGGUCCAGAUCGAGUUGCAUUCCCGGUGCACAAGGAGCUCCUCGUCAAGAACAGCCCGUUCUUCGUAACCGCUCUGAAUGGCCCAUUCCAGGAAGGCAAGCGCCAAGUGGUGCCACUCCCUGAAGACGACCCCGACAUCGUCUACCGCAUGAUCAACUGGCUCUACAGGGGGCGAGUUGAUACACGCAACCACUACAGGGGACAGGCGGCUGGCUCGCCUGAAGACAACAGUGUCGAGGACGGCACUCCAGAGGACGGUAGCAACGGUAGUUCCGACGAAGAUGACGAUGACGGCAAUUCUCUCGGAUCGAUGUAUGAGGAGCCCGAUCCCAACGCCCCUGCUCCCACGCCCCUGGACUCCUGCGCUGGUCCUAACGCCCUCUUCGACCUUUGGAUCAUGGGGGACAAGUUCUUCAUGCCCGAAAUGCAGAACGAAGUUGCCCAUAAGCUGGUAGAGCUCGUAUCCACGCACGAGCUGUAUCACUGCGAGCCCCUUCCGAGUGUCGAUAUGCUGCAACAUGUGUUCGACAACACUGUCGAGAAGGCCCCACUGCGUGCCCUGGCCAUUGACAUCGCGGUUCUGACUUGGCAGAUGGAACACAUCGCGGAUCUGGAGGAGACUCUGUCGCCGGAGGUCUUUGCCGCUUUGUUUAGGGCGGCUAUGAAGUACUGGCGGCACGAGACGCAGAACCAUGACCCGAAGUACAAGACCUUUGCGAUGGCUCACCAAGCCUACGAUGUGCCUAUAGAGGGCCGAAGAUAUGUCGUGGUGCCCGGAUUGAUGCUGAAGACUUGCCAUCCCGAGUCUAUGUGCGAUGGUUGCUGGACCUGUGAUGUGUGA
Molecule: messenger RNA, 921 nt
Organism: Diplodia corticola
Lineage: Eukaryota; Fungi; Ascomycota; Dothideomycetes; Botryosphaeriales; Botryosphaeriaceae
Product: btb poz domain containing protein
Exons: 1
Coding region: 1-921 (306 amino acids)
Molecular function (GO): protein binding
Source: RefSeq, a predicted model, not a curated record